AUGGGGCACCUAUUGCUGGUCCUUGUGAGCCUCUCCUGCUUCUUGGCAGCAGUGAGCACUGCAAAGCUGGGUGCUGUGUACACGGAAGGAGGCUUCGUGGAAGGGGUCAACAAGAAGCUUGGCCUCUUUGGCGACUAUGUGGACAUCUUCAAGGGCAUCCCCUUUGCUGCUCCCCCCAAGACCCUGGAGAACCCCCAGCCACACCCUGGCUGGCAAGGAACCCUCAAUGCCACAGACUUCAAGAUGCAGUGCCUGCAGACUAAUAUUCUCCAGAUCAAGACUGAAGGGUCAGAGGACUGUCUCUACCUGAACAUCUGGGUCCCUCAGGGCGAGAAGGAAGUCUCCCAGAACCUGCCUGUCAUGAUCUGGAUCUAUGGAGGUGCCUUCCUCAUGGGCUCAGGUCACCGCGCCAACUUCCUCAAAAAAACUCUCUAUGACGGGGAGGAGAUCGUCACACGAGGCAACGUCAUCCUGGUCACCUUCAACUACCGUGUUGGGCCCCUGGGCUUCCUCAGCACUGGAGAUGCCAACCUGCCAGGCAACUAUGGGCUUCGGGAUCAGCACAUGGCCAUCGCUUGGGUGAAGAGGAACAUCGCUGCCUUUGGGGGGGACCCUAACAACAUCACCAUCUUUGGGGAAUCAGCUGGAGCAGCCAGUGUCUCCCUGCAGACCCUCUCUCCCUACAACAAGGGCCUCAUCCGCCGAGCCAUCAGCCAGAGUGGUGUGGCUCUUAGCCCCUGGGUGAUCCAGAAGAACCCCCUCUUCUGGGCCAAAAAGGUCGCUGAGAAGGUGGGCUGCCCUGUGGAUGACACUACCAGGAUGGCCAAGUGUCUAAAGGUUACUGACCCCCAUGCCCUGACGAUGGCCUACAAGAUUCCCCUGGGAAACACAGAGUACCCUGCAUUAUACUAUCUGGGCUUCAUCCCUGUGGUUGAUGGAGACUUCAUCCCUGAUGAGCCCAUCAACCUGUAUGCGAAUGCUGCUGACACCGACUACAUGGCAGGGACCAACAACAUGGAUGGCUACAUUUUUUCCAUCUUGGAUAUGCCAGCCGUCAUCUUGAAUAAACUGAAUGUCACAGAGGAGAAUUUCUACAAGCUUGUCAGAGGGUUCACCAUCGACAAGGGGCUCCCAGGUGCCCAGGCCACCUAUGACAUAUACACUGAAUCCUGGUCCCAAGACUCAUCCCAGGAGGCCAAAAAGAAGACAGUGGUGAACUUGGAGACGGAUGUCCUCUUUCUCAUGUCCACAGCGAUGUCGCUGGCCCAGCACAGAGCCAAUGCCAAGAGUGCCAGGAUCUACUCCUACCUGUUCUCCCACCCCACACGAAAAACCAUCUACCCCAGCUGGGUGGGGGCUGACCAUGCUGAUGACGUCCAGUAUGUCUUUGGGAAGCCCUUUUCCACACCCCUGAACUACCAAGAUCUAGACAGAACUAUCUCCAAGGCUAUGAUCGCCUACUGGACCAACUUUGCCAGAACUGGGGACCCUAACAUGGGCCACUCUGCUGUGCCCACACACUGGACCCCCUACACCUUGGAGAACAGCCACUAUCUGGAGAUCAAUGAGAACAUCAAUGCCAACUCUGUGAAACAGCACCUGAGGACCAAGUUCCUGCACUACUGGACCCAGAUCUACCAGUCUCUGCCCCCAGUGACUGCUGAGGGAGCUCUCCCCCACCCCUGCAGAUGACCCUGAGGCUGUCAGAUUUCCCCUUUCUGAAAUUCUAGAGGGGUCCAUAUACCUGUAGUUACUGGUUUCUAAUAC
This is a messenger RNA of Erinaceus europaeus (western European hedgehog), 1767 nucleotides long. RefSeq names its product bile salt-activated lipase-like. The transcript has 11 exons. Gene Ontology annotation, cellular component: postsynaptic specialization membrane; synapse; cell surface. NCBI's taxonomy places the organism in Eukaryota, Metazoa, Chordata, Mammalia, Eulipotyphla, Erinaceidae. Gene Ontology annotation, biological process: modulation of chemical synaptic transmission; postsynaptic membrane assembly; synaptic vesicle endocytosis. The coding region runs from base 1 to 1692 and encodes 563 amino acids. Gene Ontology annotation, molecular function: sterol ester esterase activity; triacylglycerol lipase activity; signaling receptor activity. The record is from RefSeq and is a predicted model, not a curated record.